Molecule: messenger RNA, 189 nt
Organism: Trametes versicolor FP-101664 SS1
Lineage: Eukaryota; Fungi; Basidiomycota; Agaricomycetes; Polyporales; Polyporaceae
Exons: 1
Source: RefSeq, a predicted model, not a curated record
CCCGUCGCCUCACGCUUUCAACGGAUGGGUUUAAAGCUCAGGGAGGCGGUAGCGUCCAACGUCGAGUCGCCACGGUGGAACCCCGCAUUCCGCUUAUUGAUCACAGACGAGAACUUCGACGAGUACAUCGUCCGUGAGCCGCUCACGCCCGGUGAAGAAGCAAAACGCGUUUGGUUCCUGAUCAUUUAA